AUGCCGGUUAGAUCUAAGAGAAGAACGACUCGACACUUACCAGCAGAGAUUCUGCUUCUGAUUUUCUCGCAUUUUAUACCGCAUGACAUUGAUCCUGUAGGCCUCGCUAAAAAAAGAGAUGGCCCUCUAACUUUGGCAGCCCUCGCCCGCUGCUCAAAGUGGUUCUAUCGCAUCGCUACACCCAUCCUAUAUAGUACAAUAUACGUCCACCGUACGUCUUCAUGCGAUGCACUAAUCAGAACAUUCUCGAGGCAACUGGAUCUGCGUAGACUUACCCAUAGUCUCACGGUAAUAUUUUCCGACUUUGGAAAGUAUCCAGCUCAUUACCCCAACAUAGCAAAAAAGGUGAUCCGGGACCCAGCGCGAAAGUUUAAUCUACCACCUAGAUUAAGACAACGGAUAAUAAGCAAGCGCAAGUAUUACUCAUUAGAUUCACAGGUUGCGUUUUUGCUUUCUUUUCUACCGAAUCUGAAAGAGUUGCUGCUAGUUCUACCCAGUGUAUUAAAGGGGGUGGUGGAUAUCCUUGAGUAUAUCACGCGUAACCGUAACACUAGCUCUGAACCCCAUGAGCCAGUUAUAGCCCCUGACGAGGAGUCGUCCAUCAUUCAGCUUCUACCCAGAGGCCACUUCGCCAAACUACAAACCGUACGCAUAUGCAGUUACGGAAUAGUUCCGCCGGACCAGUACCGUAACUUAGGCGAGCGACUCGUGUCAGCCAUACUCAGGCUUCCCCAGAUUACCACAUUUUCCCUUAAGAGAGUCGGAAUAUUAAGCAGUCAGUUGAAGCUUGACAACAUCCCCAAGACCCUUGGCCUCCAGCAUUUGGAGCUUGAUUCGAAUCGGAAGGAUGGCCAAGUAUUAGUGGAUCUACUUUCUCAAUGCCUUAGGCUCCGUUCCUUCAAACUAAUAAUACACUACGACGGGCCCUAUGGAUGGCGAGACCCUGUACCGUUAGGGGCAGUAGGCAAUAUUCUAAGACGCAAUUUAACCGAUAGUCUUGAGACAUUAACCAUCAAAAUUUUUAGUUCAUUUUACAGCGGUAUUAUCGGGCCCCUCCGAGGACUUAAAAAAUUGAGGACGCUCUGGAUCCCUCUGGAGCUUGUAGUCGGCAGUGUCGACUCUUGGGAUCUCAACCAAUGCCUACCGGAUUCGUUAGAGUUUAUUUACUUCGGAGUGGCUGACACCAAAACAGAUAACGGCCGUCUUGGGAGGCUUGGCCAUUUGCACAAUGAAGUCGUUCGCAUAAUCUUGAUGGAGACGCGGCCUAAUCUCAGGAGAGUGCGCGUCGACCCGGUUUGCAGUGCGUGGAAAACUCAUGGGCCAGUAGAUUAUGCAAGAAAUAUUGAGCGGCCUGGUUGGAACGUUGCAUGGAUGGAAUCCAAGUUAGGCCUUGGAAAUCUGGUGGAUCCGUGGCCUGAGAUGCUUGAAGUUGCAGAUGCACACAGGCGAGAGUCCGCUUUCACGGAGCGUCGUUUCUUACUCAAGCAUGGUUACAUAUAG
Messenger RNA from Daldinia caldariorum, 1500 nucleotides. RefSeq lists its product as uncharacterized. NCBI's taxonomy places the organism in Eukaryota, Fungi, Ascomycota, Sordariomycetes, Xylariales, Hypoxylaceae. The transcript has a single exon. The record is from RefSeq and is a predicted model, not a curated record. Gene Ontology annotation, molecular function: protein binding. The coding region runs from base 1 to 1500 and encodes 499 amino acids.